AUGGCACCAAUAACAGAUUUCUCCAUCGACGCUUUACUUUCCAAUGAGACUGGCGCACAAGCAGCAGCGCAACCCGCAGCGGAAAAGCCAGGAUAUACAUUCCCCCAAAUGAUCACAAUGGCAAUAGAGAGAAGUCAACAACAGAAGCUAAAGCUAUGUGAUAUAACAAGGUGGAUAAUGGAGAACUUUCCGUAUUAUCAGAAGGACCAACCAUCAUGGCAGAACCAAGUACGGCACACUCUCACCACAAGUAACUAUUUUAGUCGUAUUAAGCGUGAGGCAGGCGAGCCAGGGCGAGGCGAUUACUGGGCAAUGAGUUCAUCAAUUAUUCAGCACCAACAGAAUGCACCACAUAGUGGUCCUGGACUCAACGGCCUUCCAACGGAAGCCAUAGCUCAUGGCAUAGCAAUGAGCCAUCCUGAUGCGUUCUUGGCAGUCUAUUUUCCAACUGCGAUGGAUAUUCAACGAGCACAACAAUUAUUAUCAGCAGCAGUGCAUGGCGACAGCACAGUGUCCAAAUAUGGCAAACUACCUGCAAUAACAAAUAUUGUUUAA
Ceratitis capitata (Mediterranean fruit fly) is the source of this 555-nucleotide messenger RNA. RefSeq names its product hepatocyte nuclear factor 3-gamma-like. Lineage: Eukaryota; Metazoa; Arthropoda; Insecta; Diptera; Tephritidae. The record is from RefSeq and is a predicted model, not a curated record. Bases 1 to 555 code for a protein of 184 amino acids. Gene Ontology annotation, biological process: regulation of transcription by RNA polymerase II; anatomical structure morphogenesis; cell differentiation. The transcript has a single exon. Gene Ontology annotation, molecular function: DNA-binding transcription factor activity, RNA polymerase II-specific; RNA polymerase II cis-regulatory region sequence-specific DNA binding.